AUGUCCUGGGAACCAAAUCCAACCUCUGUGGAACAAUUAAAACAAAUAUUGGCAGGUACUUUGUAUCCAAAUGCACAACAACGUCAACAAGCUACAGAAGCUUUAGAUCAAGCUAAACAUCAAGAAGAUUUCCAUAAUUAUUUAUUAUAUAUCUUGGUUCAUGAUAAUUCAACUCCUUCUGAAGUUAGAGCAAGUGCUGGUGUUAAUUUGAAAAAUGAUAUGAUUAAGAAUUUUAAUGUUAAGAAUAAUGAUUAUUUAUUAGAAAAUAUUUUGAAAGGUUUAUUAGUUGAUGAUGCAUUUGUUAGAAAUAUAACUGGUACUGUUAUUACAUCUAUUUUUUCAACUUUAGGUAUUUCCAAAUGGCCUCAAGUCUUACCACAAUUGAUUGAAUUAAGUGAAACUGGUAAUAUAACAAGUCAAGAAGCUUCAACAAGUGCUUUAGCUAAAAUUUGUGAAGAUUCAUCUCAUAUUUUAGAUACUGAAUAUAAUGGUCAAAGACCUUUAGAUUUUAUGGUUCCAAAAUUCCUUCAAUUAACUGCAUCAGAAUCUUCAAAAGUUAGAGCUAAUACUUUACAUUGUUUAAAUCAAAUUAUUUUAACUAAAACUCAAAGUUUCUUAAUUCAUAUUGAUGAAUUUUUAUCAAGAUUAUUUGCCUUAGCUACUGAUCAAGAUCCAAGUGUUCGUCGUAAUGUUUGUAUUGCUUUUGCAAAUGUUUUGGAAGUUAGACCUGAUAGAUUAUUACCUCAUUUAGAUGGUUGUAUCAAUUAUUCAUUACAUUCAAUAACGUCAAGUGAAGAUGAAGUUGCAUUAGAAGCUUGUGAAUUUUUAUUAAGUUUAGCAACUUCUGAUAUCCCAUCUGAAUUAAUUAAAAAUUAUUUAUCAACUAUUUUACCUGUUUUAUUGAAAAGUAUGGUUUAUUCAGAAAUGGAUAUCUUCUUGAUGGAUAAUAGAGAUGAUGAUGAUGUUGAAGAUAAAGAUGAAGAUAUUAAACCAACAAAUGCAAAAGUUAAAAGUAGUCAUACUACAAAAAAUACAAAUAAUAAUGACAAUGAUGAUAAUGACGAUGAUGAUGAAGAUGAUGAUGAUGAAGAAGGUGAUUAUGGUGUUGAAUGGAGCUUAAGAAAAUGUUCAGCUGCAACAUUAGAUGUUUUAUCAUCAGUUUCUCCAGCUGAAGUUUUACAAAUUGUUUUACCGAUUUUAAGAGAAAAUAUUGGUUCAAAUGAAUGGCCAGUUAGAGAAGCUGCAAUCUUAGCAUUUGGUGCAGUUGCAGAAGGUGGUAUUGAAUUUGCUUCAAAUCAAUUACCUGCAUUAGUUCCAUUUUUAGUUGAAAGAUUACAAGAUACCGAAUCAAGUGUUAGACAAAUUACAUGUUGGACUCUUGGUCGUUAUUCAUCAUGGAUUUGUUCUGAAGCUCAUAAAGGUGGAUUAUAUUCAAAUUAUUUUGCUCCAACUUUCCAAUCUAUAGUAUCAUGUACUCUUGAUAAAAAGAAAAUGGUUCAAGAAUCUGCAUGUUCUUCAUUAGCUCAAUUUAUUGAAAAUUCUGAAUCAGAAUUAAUUCAACCAUUUGCUCAAGCUUUAGUUGAAAAUUUCCAACAAUGUUUCCAAAAAUAUCAAAGAAAAAAUUUAGUUGUUUUAUAUGAUGCAAUUCAAACAUUUGUUGAAAGAAUUGAAAUUGAUGAUGAAUCAAUUCAAGCAAUUUUACCACCAUUGUUGAAAAAAUGGGAAAUUUUAAAUGAUGAAGAUAAAGAAUUAUGGCCAUUAUUAGAAUGUAUGUCAUCAGUUGCAGCUUCAUUAGGUGAAAAAUUUGCACCAUAUGCAAUUCAAGUUUAUCAAAGAUCUAUUAGAAUUUUAGAACAUUGUAUUACAUUAGAUAAACAAGUUAUUCAAGAUCCAACUAUAAAUACACCAGAAAAGGAUUUUAUAGUAACUUCAUUAGAUUUAAUUGAUGGAUUAUGUCAAGGUUUAACCGAACAUAGUGGUGAAUUAAUUGAUGAACAUCUGAUUAGAUUAUUAUUAGAAUGUUUUAAUGAUCCAACUGAUGAUGUUCGUCAAUCUGCUUAUGCAUUAUUAGGUGAUAUUGCAAUUUAUAUCCCAAACACUCUUGGAUCAUACCUUGAUCAAGUUAUCUUAUCAAUUGAUAGAGAAAUUUUAGCAAGAAAUUUUGAUUCUUAUGCAGUUGUUAAUAAUGCAACUUGGGCAUUAGGUGAAAUUUCAUUAAGAAUUAAUUUAAAUAAAUAUUUGGAAAAAUUAGUUGGUACAUUAAUUGAUUUAUUAAAUUCAAAUUCUACCACAGCAGCAACAGUUUUAGAAAAUUCAGCUAUUACAAUUGGAAGAAUCGGUAUUAAUUCACCAGAAUUUUUCAGUACACAUAUUCAAGAAUUUUUAUUAGAAUGGUCAAAACAUAUGUUAUAUUUAGAAGAAAAUGAAGAAAAAGAAACAGCAUUCCAAGGUAUUUGUAAUAUAAUAUCAGCAAAUCCAACAGGUUUCAAUAAUGAAUCAUUAAUUGCAUUUGUUAAUUCAAUUACAAUGUAUUUAAGUCCAGGACAAAAAUUAGCUGAAAUUUUCCAAAAAUUAUUAAUUGGUUAUAAAGAAAUGUUGGGAGAUAAUUGGAGUAAUUUCUUACAAACUAUAGAUAAUCCAGAAGAAUUAAGAUCAAGAUAUGGUAUAUGA
Molecule: messenger RNA, 2670 nt
Organism: Hansenula ciferrii
Lineage: Eukaryota; Fungi; Ascomycota; Saccharomycetes; Phaffomycetales; Wickerhamomycetaceae
Gene: KAP104
Product: Kap104p
Exons: 1
Coding region: 1-2670 (889 amino acids)
Biological process (GO): protein import into nucleus
Cellular component (GO): cytoplasm; nucleus
Molecular function (GO): nuclear import signal receptor activity; small GTPase binding
Source: RefSeq, a predicted model, not a curated record